Molecule: messenger RNA, 3337 nt
Organism: Aethalodelphis obliquidens (Pacific white-sided dolphin)
Lineage: Eukaryota; Metazoa; Chordata; Mammalia; Artiodactyla; Delphinidae
Product: short transient receptor potential channel 5
Exons: 2
Coding region: 100-480 (126 amino acids)
Biological process (GO): regulation of cytosolic calcium ion concentration; calcium ion transmembrane transport
Cellular component (GO): cation channel complex; plasma membrane
Molecular function (GO): store-operated calcium channel activity; inositol 1,4,5 trisphosphate binding
Source: RefSeq, a predicted model, not a curated record
GCUCUCUUUGCGAUAUCCAACAUUUUAAGUUCGUUGCGUCUCAUAUCCCUCUUCACAGCCAACUCCCACUUAGGGCCUCUGCAGAUCUCUUUGGGGCGCAUGUUGCUUGAUAUCCUCAAAUUCCUCUUUAUCUACUGCCUGGUACUGCUGGCUUUUGCCAAUGGAUUGAACCAGCUUUACUUUUAUUAUGAGACCAGAGCAAUCGAUGAGCCCAACAACUGCAAGGGGAUCCGAUGCGAGAAACAGAACAAUGCCUUCUCCACGCUCUUUGAAACCCUUCAGUCACUCUUCUGGUCUGUAUUCGGCCUUUUGAAUCUCUAUGUUACCAAUGUAAAAGCCAGACACGAGUUCACAGAGUUUGUGGGAGCGACCAUGUUUGGGACGUACAAUGUCAUCUCCCUGGUAGUGCUGCUGAACAUGCUGAUCGCCAUGAUGAACAACUCCUACCAGCUUAUUGCCGUGAGUAGCUUUGCUCUAUAAGGGCGGUUACCUUGGUUUCAGGAGUGGUGACAGUGGCCUGGAGCCCAUUGGAAACCCAAUGAUAUAGUCUAUCUGCCUUAGUUAUUUUACAUUAGCUUUUCCAGCUAUUAGAUUGAAUUAUUUCUUUCCAAGGUAACUCAGUUUGGACUCAGUCCAUUGGAUCGCAGUAGUCUAGAAGAUGUUCUAGUUAAUAAGACUCUUUGGUUACCUGUUAAAAUUAUGUUUAAAUCUCUGAAUCCAUUUUCUUGCCUUAGUAAGAAGAGCUCAGGAGGUAUGAGCAGUUUGGCUACAACAUAUCCCCUCACUAAUCUCCAGGGUUGAUUGAGCUGAUCCAGUUCUCUAGGUGGGAGGGCUUUAUCUCCAUCUUCACUGCAGACAUCUCCCUCCCCAAACUGAGCAGUCCAUUGCCAAGGACAACCUUCUCAGAGAGUGGCUGUUUUUUUUUUUAUCAACAAUGUAUGAGUAACUGCAGUCCACUGUGGCAUGCUCUUAAGUAGAGUCUAUCGCUGAAUCUUUGACCAUCAUGUUAUCGUUUAGAUCAGUAGCGUUUAUUACUCUAAACUAGAAAUGGCGAAGGUAUAGGAUAUGGGAUCAGUCCAAGCUCUGUCCUGGUUUUUGAUGUCAAAAUGAACAUCUAAACUUAGCUUAUUUUCUUAUGAUCUAACUAUCAUUUCUAGAAAUGGAGUAUUAGCAAAGAAGUUCUGGCUAUCUGAGGUCCUGCUUACUUGAGUAUCAGUGAAUUUGUAUCUUUAGUUGUGUACGUGUAUAUAUAUACCAUAUUUUCCUUACCCAUACUUUCUUUAUCCAUCCGUCAAUGGAUACUUAGGUUGUUUGCAUGUCUUGUCUAUUGUGAAUAAUACUGCACUGAAUGUGGUGGUGCAGAUAUCUGUUCAAGACAGUGAUUUCAUUUCCUUCAGAUAAAUACCCAGAAGUGCAAUUUCUGGGCCAUAUGGCAGCUCUACUUUUAAUUUUUUAAGGAACCUCCAUGCUGUUUUCCAUAGUGGCUGCACCAGUUUUCAUUCCCACCAACAGUGCACCAGGGUUCCCUUUUCUCCAUACCCUCACCACAACUUAUCUUUUAUCGUUUUUAUAAUAGGCAUUCUAACAGGUAUGAAGUGAUAUCUCAUUGUAAUUUUGAUUUACAUGUACCUGUUGGUCAUUUGUGUGUCUGACUCGAUGGUCUUUAAUAUCCUUGCCAGCUCUGAUAUCCUAUGAGUCUGAGUGUCUACAGAUGAAUAGGAUAGGCUCUCAAGGUCCCUUCUAGGUUGAAAUUCUAUCUGUUGCUUUUGAAAUGGAAUAUAGUUCAAUUUCUUUCUCUCCUUCAAACCCAACUAGGCCAACAACUCUGAAACACUCUAUGCUCACUCCUAGCCUGUCUUUAUAAGGGGGAAAGGCAUAGAAUUUCAGGGGCUUAUAUUUCCACCACUAUGCCUACCAGCCAAACGCCCUACUCCUACCGAAGAUGGCAAUAUUCAUGCUGAGGCAUUUGCCAUUUUCUCCCUGGUUGUCUUGCAGCUGACUGUUCCUAAUGGCAGAGGAAAAGGGAGAUAGGGCUGUAGCGUCUCCUACUGAGCUCAGUGACAUUUUGCUAGGAAGGGUAGAAAUCUUCAACUCCAGCUCUCUCACUUGCUGUUAAUAAGUUGUGUUUGCAUGCUACCUACUGUUGCACCUGAAGAAAACACCUCAGCUUGAGAGAGAGCUAGGGGGUGGGGUUUGCAGAGAGAUGGCCUCAAUAGGGUCUAUAUCACGUCACACAUCUAGAGUCAUGACCAACCAUCCUGAAUACUACCCGCUGCUUUGGGAUCCUCUGUUAAUGUGUCUUUACCAUUUGGAAUCGGAUCCAGUGGGAUCCUGAUAUUGGGCAACCUGAUUCCAAAAAUACCUGGUUCUGCUUACAUGGCAAAUACCAGCAAGUAGAUUUGAUUCCACUUGCAACAUCUCCACUUCAGUAUUAAUGCAGUUUUUAGAAAGGCCCAGAUAUGAGGGAAAGCUUACAGGAAGGGAAGCCACUGAAGACAAAAAUCUCUCCUACUUCAAAAGGUACCACAGGCUGACUCAGUCUAAGCAGAGACUCAGUUACUGACAGGCUUCACUGUGAAUCUGUUCACCUGUGCUCUGUGGUCCCCGCCAACAUCAGCAGGUGAAGCUGGCCAUAUUGUAUAUUAUUAUUAGUGUUGUUUGCAAUUAGCAGUGAUUUACUCUCCUCCCUUUAUCCUCUACAUCUCCCUCAAGCUGCUUAUUUCCCUCUGUGACACUUCUUUCAACACAUCCACCUUGUCUCUGUCGUUCCUGAUGUGUAUGCUCCCAGUUCCAUCACGUGAAGCUGUCCUUGAUACCAUUUUAAUCAAAUUCACCCAUAUAUAAAUAUUAGGUGGGAGAAACAGACCAGUCCCAGAAAAGUCAUUUAACUCAGGCCCUCUUCCUACCCCAACUCACCCACAAAGGGCAUCUCUGUUGCCUGAGAUCGGUCCUCAGAAAACAUGAGGGUCAUGAUGAUGUGUGGUCAAGCUUCACUAAGCAAGUUAAUAAGAACCCUCGGUUUCUUUGGCUGCUGUGAAGUGUCCACGCUAAUGCUGAGAGCAAGUAAACAGCGCUUGCCUCACUAAGCCACAUCUGCUGGAUGGCUUGGGGAGAGGCCAUAUAUGUAGGACUGGUUGUCUCCCUUGAGGUGGCGGCAUUUGGAGGCUCAGAUGAUGGAUGGACUCUCCCACUGCGUAAGACAACCAUGCAAAUGAAGACAUUCUUCAGAAAAAUACCUGGCGCCGCAAAAACAGCAGGCAAGGCUGGAAGGGGCCACUGCACACCAUGGAAGUGCCAAGGAGGGCAGGUGGUCUCCCCGCCUUCCCCUAGUCAUCCA